Molecule: messenger RNA, 1632 nt
Organism: Penicillium digitatum Pd1
Lineage: Eukaryota; Fungi; Ascomycota; Eurotiomycetes; Eurotiales; Aspergillaceae
Product: putative proline permease
Biological process (GO): amino acid transmembrane transport
Cellular component (GO): membrane
Molecular function (GO): amino acid transmembrane transporter activity
Source: RefSeq, a predicted model, not a curated record
AUGGUUGUUGGUCCAACCAUUGGCACAGGCUUGUUCAUCGGCGCGGGCCAGGCGCUCGCCGUUGGCGGACCUGCCUCGCUACUCCUGUCGUAUAUAACUCUAUCAAUUCUGACCUUUGCCAUGGCGACGGGCAUGGCCGAAGUGUCCACUCAUAUGCCAUCGCAAGAUGGGACACUAGUCACGAAUGGCUACUUGUACAUGUCAAGCAGUCUGGCAUUUGCUUCAGCCUACCUCCGCUGGUACACCCUCGCUUUGUUCGUCCCAUACGAAAUCACCUCAGCGGUGGUCAACCUUGGCUUGUGGAAACCGGGUUCCACGAUCGCAAUCAGACUGGCUAUUAUCACGACCAUCGUUGUUGGAUUCAACUUCCUACCGGAAAGACUCUUCAAAAGCUCAGAGCGAGUGUUCACUGCGAUGAAGAUCGGCACAAUGGCGACCCUCUUCGUCCUCUCUCUGGCGCUGGGCCUCGGAGGUGUGGAUGCGCAGCCCCCAUGGGGAUUCAAAUACUGGAAACAUCCAGGCGCUAUGAGCCAGUAUCUAGUUCGAGGUGUAUGGGGACGAUUCCUGGCUUUCUGCCAAUGCCUUCUCGAUGGCUCGAUCGCCUUCACGUUUGCCCCUGAGCUGAUUGUGCACCAAGCAGAAAUGCCAGCAUCACUUGUGCCAGCAUCACUUGUGCCAGCAUCACUUGUGCCAGCAUCACUUGUGCCAGCAUCACUUGGCGAACCAGCGCUUCUAAGCGCCAGCAUCCCAGGUAGAGUGAAAUUUGACGUUGCUCAAACGGUGUUACCGUAUAUCCUGAGCUCCUUGGCAAUGGGUGUUAUGGCUCCUUUCAAUGAGACGCGUCUGACAAACAACGGAACGGGUUCCGGAUUUUCUCCUUACCUGAUUGGACUCAAGGACGCAAAUAUUCAAAUUAUACCUACGAUCGCAAUGAUCGCAAUCCUGCUCUCUGCGGUGGCUUCUGGGCGAUCCUUUUUGUAUCUUUCUUCUCGCACACUUUGUGCAAUGUCGGAGCUUGGCCAUGCGCCCUCGAUAUUUUCCACCCGUAACCGUUGGAACGUUCCAUAUUUGGCUGUUGCAGCAUCCGCCUUAUUUUCUUUUCUUGCCUUUGUUUCGGUGAAAGUCUCGAGUACAAUCAUGAACACCUAUCUCCUCCGUCUCGUCACGAGCGCCGGUUUCAUUUCCUCGCUUGUGUCAUUCGCCACCUAUCGUCAUUUCAAUCGACGUCUCAGAGUGAAUGGCAUCGCCAGGCGGUAUGCUUCCUCUAUACAGCCUUUUGGCACCUAUUUCGGGAUGGUCUUCAAUACCUUACUGUUGCUGAGCGGCGGGUUGUGGGCAGUGCCCAAGGGAAAUCUGAUCGGGUCUCGAGGAGCUAGACUGAUCACCUCAUAUGUCAAUGUCGUUGUAUUCGGCCUGCUGUUCUUACUCCAUCGAUUUCAAGACUUCUUACCCGUUGUCGAAAUUGAAAGACAAGUGGAUAUGGAUGGAUGUGGACAUGGCGACCGCGAUGGACCAAGAGAGCCUCGGACACCGAAGGCGUACCCGCAUCGGGGGAAACUGGACGUGAUCCCAGAAGGUUCCGGGGCAUUUGAGUUGCGACUCAGCCAGACUAUGUUCACAGAGCCUUUGUAA